AUGGCCUCUGAAAAAAUAACGGGUCAAGAGACAGUUACUCCUUCGGGUAUUCCUGGAAGAGGAGCAGGACAACUUGACAUUAAAGAUGAGGCUGGCAUCUUGGCUGCGAGAGCAUUAGCGUGCGGAACGGUAGACGAAGAGACCUCUCGAAAAGUUCGACGAAAGAUUGAUAUUCGCAUCUUACCUUUCCUAUGUAUUACCUAUGCUCUGAUGUUCAUCGACAAGACUUCCCUGGGUUACUCUUCCGUCUACAGAAUUAUACCUGACAAUAAACUCCAAGGCCAGAAUUACUCCUGGGCAAGUUCAAUCUUCUAUUUCGGCAUCGCAAUAAUUCAGAGGUUCCCAGUAGCCAAGUUCCUCGGAGCCAAUGUAAUACUAUGGGGUGCUAUCCUCAUGACGCUCUGUCUACUUGGACACGUUGGCUCUUAUGUUAAAUCCAUUUUCUAUCCUGGUGUAUACAUUUACCUUAUACUGGGAAGUCUUACUAUCGUAUGGGGUAUAGCCUUCACGCUCUUUGUACCUGAUGGCCCAGCAAGUAGAGUAAUCGGGAACAAGACCGGUACCAAAUCACGCCGCGUCGCCAGAGACCAGGUCAUAGAGGCUAUUACCGAUCCCAAAGUAAUCGUCCUGGGGUUAAUAUCAUUCGUCAAUGCUAUCGCGUCUGGAGGACUAAGCUUCGGCUCUUUGAUAGUCUCCGGGUUUGGAUUUGAUCCCCUCCAAACCACACUUUUAAACCUACCCAUUUCUGCGGUUCAGGUUAUAGCACAGCUCGGUUCUGGAGUUGUCAUUUCCUACAUCGGUAGUUCUCGUUUACACGUCGGAUCAAUAGCUAUGAUACCACCGGUGUGUACAAUUCUACAUUGUGGCGACAUGAUAGGCUCUUACCCCGUAGGGUUCCUGAUAAUUCUUGGUUUACUCGCAACCAACAUCGCAGGUAGCACGAAGAGAUCCGUAGCCUCAGGUUGGGUCUUCGUCUGUUACUGUGUCGGUCAAAUUGCCGGGCCGCAGUUCUUCGUGAGCAAAGAAGCUCCGGCCUACCAUGGCGGAAUUAUAGCCAUGCUCUGUGGCUUCAUAUUGAACUUGGUCCUGAAUCAAGUUCUGCGCUUCCUUUACGUCCUCGAAAACAAGAAACGAGAUAAGAUACUAGAAGGUAAAUCGGAGGAUGAGCUUAACGCGAUGGAAAGGGAGAGCAACUUGCAAGGUUUCGAAGACGUCUCUGAUAAGAAUAACGUUAUGUUUCGUUAUGCAUUAUAG
Daldinia caldariorum is the source of this 1254-nucleotide messenger RNA. Its product is annotated as MFS general substrate transporter. The transcript is spliced from 8 exons. Gene Ontology annotation, molecular function: transmembrane transporter activity. The coding region runs from base 1 to 1254 and encodes 417 amino acids. The record is from RefSeq and is a predicted model, not a curated record. Gene Ontology annotation, cellular component: membrane. Lineage: Eukaryota; Fungi; Ascomycota; Sordariomycetes; Xylariales; Hypoxylaceae.